This is a messenger RNA of Metopolophium dirhodum (rose-grain aphid), 2670 nucleotides long. RefSeq names its product adhesive plaque matrix protein-like. NCBI's taxonomy places the organism in Eukaryota, Metazoa, Arthropoda, Insecta, Hemiptera, Aphididae. The record is from RefSeq and is a predicted model, not a curated record. Gene Ontology annotation, cellular component: extracellular matrix.
AGGGUGUCCGAAGUAGGGCCGACGACUAUAUUUUUAUAGUAUAUAAAUUUCGGAUCGAUCGUCACUAGUAUUAUUACAAUCUGUCAGUUCGAUCAGCGAUCAUCAAACAAUAAAUUAUUAUCGUAUCAAAAAACUUAUCCACACAAUGGCGGCCAAAGCCUUAAUCAUUGCCUGUUUGGCCCUUCAAGCCAACAUCAUUGCUGGAUUAGAUUGCUCACCUUCAUAUUCGUCCGGAUAUGAACAGAAGGAAUAUUCUUCACACUCAGCUCCAUCAUAUGGUCCCAAGCCUCAGGCCUAUUCUGCUCUUUCUUCAUACUCAGCUCCGUCAUAUUCGGCCCCUUCCUACUCUGCCCCUUCAUAUUCUUCUCCAGCUUAUGGUAAACCACAAGCUUACUCUUAUCCUUCUUCGUACUCAGCUCCAUCAUACUCGGCACCAUCACACUCUGCCCCAUCAUAUUCGGCACCGUCACACUCUGCCCCAUCAUACUCGGCACCGUCACACUCUGCUCCAUCAUACUCUGCACCAUCAUACUCAGCACAAUCACACUCAGCUCCAUCAUACUCGGCACCAUCACACUCUGCCCCAUCAUACUCGGCACCGUCACACUCUGCUCCAUCAUACUCUGCACCAUCAUACUCUGCGCCUUCAUACUCUGCGCCUUCAUACUCCGCGCCAGCACACUCCACACCAGCACACUAUUCUCCCUCACACUCAGCUUCUUAUGGCAAGCCCCAAUCAUAUUCCGCUCCUUCUUAUAAUGCUCAAUCUUACUCUGCACCUUCAUACUCUACUCCAGCUUAUGGUAAACAACAAUCUUACUCAGCUCCUUCUUACUCCGCCCCAUCUUACUCUGCACCAGCUUACGGUAAGCAACAAUCUUACUCUGCUCCUUCUGCGUCUUAUGAACAACCCAAGUACCCAGUAUCCCAGUAUUCAGCUCCCUCAUACGAAGCUAAGCCACAAUCAUAUUCUGCUCCCACUCCGGCGUACAACAAAGAACCAUCCCACUCCGCAUCGGCCUACCCAUCUUACCCAAGCCAAAAAGCUCAUGCUGAAGAAUCUUACGCACCAAAACCGUACAAAUUUGAAUACAGCGUAAACGACGAACAUACUUAUGAUAUCAAAAGCCAAAAGGAAGAAAGUGACGGAUAUCAUGUAAAAGGAUACUAUACUUUGUUGGAGGCUGAUGGCUCCCGUAGAACAGUCGAGUAUACCGCAGAUGAAAAUGGUUUCAACGCGGACGUGAAAAAAGAAGAAGCUCAAGGUUACAACAAAGCAGCUCCAGCGUACAAUAAGGACUCCCAAGCAUAUAAAUCUGCACCAGCUGCUUACAGCGCACCAUCAUACAACAAACAAGAAUCGUCAUACGGUGCACAACCUUCUUAUAACGCACCUGCCUACAACAAACAAGAAUCGUCGUACGGUGCCCCAGCCAAACAAUCUCAAGAAUACGAAGCUCCGUCGUACUACAGACUUUUAUUUUAUAGAUCUUCGGUAGUUUUUAAAAGCAAGAAAAAUAACAUCGAACAACAAACCAAACAAACCAUGGCGUUCACUAUUUUUGCAGUUUCGGCAUGUCUAUUAUUGGUGGUCGCCAACGUCACUCCUAUCUCCGUACCAUCGUACCCAUCGCCAUCGGCUCCAUCGGCUCCAUCAUACUCGUCAGCUCCAUCAUACAGCCCAGCUCCGUCAUACAGUCCAGCUCCAUCAUACAGCCCCGCUCCAGCCUACAAACCAGCCCCAUCGUAUAGCCCAGCUCCAUCGUACAGCCCUGCCCCAGCGUACAAACCAGCCCCAGCAUACAAGCCAGCCCCAGCAUACAAGCCAGCCCCAGCCUACAAACCUGCACCUUCUUACUCUGCCCCGUCUUACUCAGCUCCGUCUUAUUCAGCUCCAUCUUACUCAGCUCCGUCGUAUUCAGCUCCAUCUUACUCAGCACCGUCUUACUCAGCACCGUCUUACUCAGCACCAUCUUACUCCUCGCCGUCUUACGCUGCCCCGGCAUACUCUGCACCGGCACCGUACAAAUCGCAAGAACCUGAGUACCCAGCCAAGCCAUACAGCUUUGACUACUCUGUCAACGACUACCAAACCGGUGAUGUCAAAAGCCAAGCCGAGUACAGUGAUGGCAAGAACGUGAAAGGUUACUAUAGCCUAAUCGAGGCUGACGGAACCAAAAGGAUCGUUGAAUAUACCGCUGACGAAUACGGUUUCAACGCCGUCGUCAAGAAGGAAGGAACUCCAUCUACGCCCCCGCCGCUCCAGCUUACAAGGCCCCAGCUUACCCAGCGGCCCCGGCUUACCCAGCAGCCCCCGCUUACUCGACCCCCGCCUAUUAAGAGUCCCCCACUAUGACUGUUCCCUUAUAGCUAUGCAUACGUUGCUUAAAAUAAAUGGCAAACGAUUGAAUAAUAAUAAUAAUAAUACACAGUACAUAAUAUUAAUAUGUACGACUUUAAUGUUUUGGAUUUGUACCAUCAUUGUUACAUAGUUUUGUACAGCAUGUAGGCACAGCUGUUUUUCGAGCUAGUAACAAAACAAUUAUUAUUAUUAUCAUUUAUUUAUUGUAUAGUCUUCCUUAUUUUUUUAUAUUUUUAUGGUUUACAAACUAUUUAUUUGUUACUUCUGUUUUUUUUUUUCUACUUUAAUAAAUAUUAUAGAAAAAUGAA